UCCAAAACCCACCACCCCAAAAAAUGCAAGCCAACCUCAACCCCUUCCAAAUUAUUUCCAAACAAAUCUUCCCUUCACUGGUAAAGCUACCUCCGGUGCGCCAAUCUCCGUCACCAGUGCACACCAUACCACCGCGUGCAAUAUCAAUCUCCACACCCAACGAAACCGAUCGCAGUCCAAUUACCAUUUCAACCCUAGACGUAGUAGAUGACUCCGUGGCUGCAUUUUGGGACUACCAAUUCCUCUUUGUGUCACAGCGCUCCGAACAAACCGAACCCAUCGCGCUCAGAGUCGUGGAUGGUUCGGUUCCGUCGGACUUUCCCUCCGGCACGUACUACUUGACAGGGCCGGGGCUCUUCGCCGACGACCACGGCUCCACGGUGCACCCAUUGGACGGCCACGGCUACCUUAGGGCUUUUAAAUUCGAUGGGUCUGACGAAGAUGUAAAGUUCAUGGCUAAGUACGUGAAAACUGAGGCUCAAGUGGAGGAGCACGACCCUUUGACUGACACGUGGCGGUUCACGCACAGGGGGCCGUUUUCGGUGUUGAAAGGUGGACAGAAGGUUGGGAAUACUAAGGUGAUGAAGAAUGUGGCGAAUACUAGUGUGUUGAGGUGGGGCCAGAGGCUGUUGUGUUUGUGGGAAGGUGGGGACCCGUAUGAGAUUGAAUCGAAGACGUUGGAUACGAUCGGGAAGGUAGGUCUGAUGGACGGUUGUGAUUCGGGGGUGGAGAGUAGAGACCAUGGUGGCGGUGUAUGGGAUGUGGCUGCAAGAUUGCUCAAACCAAUUCUGUACGGAGUUUUUAAGAUGCCUCCAAAGCGACUGUUGUCUCAUUAUAAGCUCGAUGCUCGCAGAAACAGGCUUCUUAUGGUGUCGUGCAAUGCAGAGGAUAUGCUAUUGCCAUGCAGUAACUUUACAUUUUAUGAAUAUGACUCAAAUUUCAAGGUGUUGGGAAAGCAAGAGUUUAACAUACCGGAUCACUUGAUGAUCCAUGAUUGGGCUUUCACAGACACUCACUAUAUAUUAUUUGCCAAUCGCAUCAAGCUUGAUGUUGUCG
Messenger RNA from Prunus avium (sweet cherry), 1056 nucleotides. NCBI's taxonomy places the organism in Eukaryota, Viridiplantae, Streptophyta, Magnoliopsida, Rosales, Rosaceae. The record is from RefSeq and is a predicted model, not a curated record.